CGGCGGCGGUGACGUGGAGGCGGCGGCGGCUGUUGCGGGAGUUGCCAGGCCUGAGGGGACGGCGAGAGGCGCCUCAGGAUGCUCACCAAGUUCGAGACCAAGUCUGCCCGCGUGAAAGGGCUGAGCUUUCACCCUAAGCGGCCUUGGAUCUUAACAAGCCUGCACAAUGGAGUGAUCCAGCUGUGGGACUACCGGAUGUGUACGCUCAUUGACAAAUUUGAUGAACAUGAUGGUCCUGUCAGAGGUAUUGAUUUCCACAAACAGCAGCCACUUUUUGUGUCUGGAGGAGAUGACUACAAAAUUAAGGUCUGGAAUUACAAGCUGCGUCGCUGCCUCUUCACACUGUUGGGGCACCUGGAUUACAUCCGCACCACCUUCUUCCAUCAUGAAUAUCCCUGGAUCCUAAGUGCUUCUGAUGAUCAGACGAUUCGGGUUUGGAACUGGCAGUCAAGGACGUGUGUUUGCGUGCUAACUGGACACAACCAUUAUGUGAUGUGUGCCCAGUUCCACCCUUCGGAGGACCUGGUGGUCUCGGCCAGCUUGGAUCAGACUGUGCGCGUUUGGGAUAUUUCUGGCCUGAGGAAGAAGAACCUCUCCCCUGGAGCUGUGGAGUCGGACGUCCGGGGGAUCACUGGAGUGGACCUGUUUGGCACAACCGAUGCGGUGGUGAAGCAUGUUCUGGAGGGCCACGAUCGUGGUGUGAACUGGGCUGCCUUCCACCCCACCAUGCCUCUCAUUGUGUCGGGGGCCGAUGACCGGCAAGUCAAGAUUUGGCGAAUGAACGAAUCGAAAGCCUGGGAGGUGGACACCUGCCGUGGACAUUACAACAACGUCUCCUGUGCGGUCUUCCAUCCCCGCCAGGAGCUCAUCCUCAGCAACUCGGAGGACAAGAGCAUUCGUGUCUGGGAUAUGUCCAAGCGCACGGGAGUACAGACGUUCCGCAGGGACCAUGACCGCUUUUGGGUGUUGGCAGCUCACCCGAACCUCAACCUCUUCGCUGCAGGCCACGACGGGGGCAUGAUCGUCUACAAGCUGGAGCGCGAGCGGCCGGCCUACGCCGUGCACGGGAACGUGCUCUACUACGUGAAGGACCGCUUCCUCCGCCAGUUGGACUUCAACAGCUCCAAAGACGUCGCAGUGAUGCAGCUGAGAAGCGGCUCCAAGUUCCCCGUGUUCAACAUGUCCUAUAACCCAGCUGAGAAUGCUGUCCUUCUCUGCACGAGAGCCAGUAACCUGGAGAACAGCACCUAUGACCUCUACACCAUUCCGAAGGACGCAGAUUCCCAGAAUCCUGACGCGCCCGAAGGGAAACGCUCCUCUGGGCUGACGGCCGUGUGGGUCGCUCGGAACCGCUUUGCCGUCUUGGAUCGGAUGCACUCGAUCCUGAUUAAGAACCUGAAAAAUGAGAUCACCAAGAAGGUCCAGGUCCCCAACUGUGAUGAGAUUUUCUAUGCCGGGACGGGGAACCUGCUGCUGAGGGAUGCCGAUUCCAUCACCCUCUUUGACGUGCAGCAGAAACGGACUCUCGCCUCCGUCAAGAUCUCCAAGGUGAAGUACGUCAUCUGGUCGGCCGACAUGUCCCACGUGGCGCUUCUGGCAAAGCAUGCCAUCAUGAUCUGCAACAGGAAGCUGGAGUCGCUUUGCAACAUCCACGAGAACAUCCGGGUCAAGAGCGGCGCCUGGGACGAGAGCGGGGUCUUCAUCUACACCACCAGCAACCACAUCAAAUACGCCGUCACCACCGGAGACCACGGUAUCAUCCGCACUCUGGACUUGCCGAUCUACGUGACGCGGGUGAAAGGGAACAACGUGUACUGCCUGGAUCGUGAGUGCCGCCCCCGGGUCCUGACCAUCGACCCGACAGAGUUCAAGUUCAAGCUGGCGCUGAUCAACCGGAAAUAUGACGAGGUACUCCACAUGGUGCGGAAUGCCAAGCUGGUGGGCCAGUCCAUCAUUGCCUACCUCCAGAAGAAGGGCUACCCGGAAGUCGCCCUACACUUCGUGAAGGACGAGAAGACACGGUUCAGCUUGGCUCUUGAAUGCGGCAACAUUGAGAUUGCUCUGGAGGCAGCCAAGGCCCUGGAUGACAAGAACUGCUGGGAGAAACUGGGAGAGGUGGCCUUGCUCCAGGGGAACCACCAGAUCGUGGAGAUGUGCUACCAGCGCACCAAGAACUUCGACAGACUCUCCUUCCUGUACCUGAUUACGGGCAACUUGGAGAAACUGCGCAAGAUGAUGAAGAUAGCUGAGAUCCGGAAGGACAUGAGCGGCCACUACCAGAACGCCUUGUACCUGGGGGACGUGGCCGAGAGGGUGCGGAUCCUGAAGAACUGCGGGCAGAAGUCCCUGGCCUACCUCACGGCCGCCACCCAUGGCUUGGAUGAAGAAGCAGAGAGCCUGAAAGAGACCUUUGACCCAGAAAAGGAAACGAUCCCAGACAUUGACCCCGAUGCCCAGUUGCUCCAGCCCCCAGCUCCCAUCAUGCCUCUGGACACCAACUGGCCCCUGCUCACGGUCUCCAAGGGCUUCUUUGAAGGGACAAUUGCCAGCAAAGGUAAAGGCGGAGCGUUGGCUGCUGACAUCGAUAUCGACACGGUGGGCACCGAAGGCUGGGGGGAAGAUGCGGAGCUGCAGCUGGACGAAGACGGCUUUGUGGAUGCCGGGGAAGGCUUUGGCGAUGAGGCCCUGGGGAAAGGCCACGACGAAGGAGGUGGAUGGGAGAUUGAAGAGGACCUGGAUCUUCCGCCCGAACUGGAUGUCCCUGCCGGUCCCGCUGGGGAAGUGGAAGAUGGCUUCUUUGUACCACCUACCAAAGGCACCAGCCCUGCACAGGUCUGGUGUAACAACUCCCAGUUGCCGGUUGAUCACGUCCUGGCCAGCUCUUUUGAGACAGCCAUGAGGCUUCUCCAUGACCAGGUGGGAGUGGCCACAUUUGGCCCCUACAAGCAGCUCUUCCUGCAGACCUACGCCCGGGGGCGCACGACAUACCAGGCUCUGCCCAGCCUCCCCGCCAUGUAUGGAUACCCCCAUCGCAAUUGGAAAGAGGCUGGCUUGAAAAACGCCCUGCCGGCGGUAGGCCUGAAACUGAGCGACCUGAUCCAGCGGCUGCAGCUCUGCUACCAGCUCACCACGGCAGGCAAGUUCGAGGAGGCGGUGGAGAAGUUCCGCUCCAUCCUCCUGAGCGUGCCGCUGCUGGUGGUGGACAACAAGCAGGAGAUUGCCGAGGCCCAGCAGCUGAUCGCCAUCUGCCGGGAAUACAUCGUGGGGCUGUCGAUGGAGAUUGAGAGGAAGAAGCUGCCCAAGGAGACGCUGGAGGAGCAGAAGCGCAUCUGCGAGAUGGCUGCCUACUUCACCCACUCCAACCUGCAGCCCGUCCACAUGAUCCUGGUGCUGCGCACCGCCCUCAACCUCUUCUUCAAGCUCAAGAAUUUCAAGACGGCUGCCACCUUCGCCCGACGCCUCCUGGAGCUCGGCCCCAAGCCCGAAGUGGCGCAGCAGACACGCAAGGUCCUGACCGCCUGCGAGAAGAACCCCACCGACGCCUACCAGCUCAACUACGACAUGCACAACCCCUUCGAUAUCUGCGCCGCCUCCUAUCGGCCCAUCUACCGGGGCAAGCCGGUGGAGAAGUGCCCGCUCAGCGGGGCUUGUUACAGUCCCGAAUUCCGCGGCCAGAUUUGCAGAGUCACGACUGUGACGGAAAUCGGCAAGGACGUCAUUGGCUUGAGAAUCAGCCCUCUGCAGUUCCGCUGAAGUUGUGCAGCUGUUCUUGCAUACACAUCCAGGCAACUUCUCCCCCUGUUCUUCCUUCAACUUCUUUUUUCAUUGCCCCCCUGGUAUGUCCCUCCCCCACCUCUCCCUCCUUCCCUGUUGCCAAUUCAUGGCCCCUUUCCACCCCCCUACUCAGCCUGUCCCCUGUGCAGCUGUUCAGAUGAGAAUCGAAGGCCUCAGUCCUCAGGCACAGCCUGGUUGCUCAUUGCGCGGCUGUCAGGCCGGCCGUGUUUGGCCGCUGUGCCUCCUUCUGCCCCUUCUAACUGCUGCCCCCUUGAGAAUCAGGCGUAGGGGACGUGCCGCUCCCGGAAUCCCACCACCUUCCGGCGAGUCAGUGGGACUUUCCUGGACGUUCCUUGGGAAUCAAGGCUGGAAGAAGCUGCCGGAGGGCGGAAGGCUGAGGAAGGGCACGCGGGGCGCUGGAGGGCCCUUGCCAAAAACAAGGCUCUGGAGUUCCCACAUCUCGUGCGACUGUGCUGGAGUACAAUGCUGAAGGGGCUCAAAACCCCACCGCCUCUUUUUGCAAUUCCCCCACAUCCGAAAGCUCCCCUUGUUUUCUUAGUCACACUUUAAUAAAGUGAUGUUACUCCGUGGAAAAAAA
Messenger RNA from Elgaria multicarinata webbii, 4372 nucleotides. RefSeq names its product COPI coat complex subunit alpha (gene COPA). NCBI's taxonomy places the organism in Eukaryota, Metazoa, Chordata, Lepidosauria, Squamata, Anguidae. The coding region runs from base 79 to 3753 and encodes 1224 amino acids. Gene Ontology annotation, cellular component: COPI vesicle coat. The record is from RefSeq and is a predicted model, not a curated record. The transcript is spliced from 33 exons. Gene Ontology annotation, molecular function: protein binding; structural molecule activity. Gene Ontology annotation, biological process: endoplasmic reticulum to Golgi vesicle-mediated transport; retrograde vesicle-mediated transport, Golgi to endoplasmic reticulum; intracellular protein transport.